Molecule: messenger RNA, 1357 nt
Organism: Oppia nitens
Lineage: Eukaryota; Metazoa; Arthropoda; Arachnida; Sarcoptiformes; Oppiidae
Product: alanine--glyoxylate aminotransferase-like
Exons: 2
Coding region: 50-1291 (413 amino acids)
Cellular component (GO): peroxisome
Molecular function (GO): L-serine:pyruvate transaminase activity; L-alanine:glyoxylate transaminase activity
Source: RefSeq, a predicted model, not a curated record
UAAAUUAAUUAUUUUUAAUAAUAAAAAAAAACUUAUAAUUUAACAAACUAUGUCUCAAUUGGAGAAAAGAGAUUUUCAAACGACUACUAUUAGCUCAAAUACUGAAUACAUACCUGUGCCCAAUGAUUUGAUUAAACCAUUGGUAAUCAAUGAGCGUCAGCUCAUGACUCCGGGCCCAACAAACAUCAGCCAAAGAGUCAGAGCUGCCGGUGCACUGCCAGUUGUCAAUCAUAUGGAUCCGCAGUUUUUUCAGGUACUGCGCGAAGUGUCGGCCGGUAUUCGGUAUGUAUUUCAGACACAAAAUCAAUACUCGUUGGCCAUCACUGGUUCGGCUACCUGUGCCAUGGAAACAGCUAUUUGUAAUCUACUGGAACCGGACGAUAAGUUUUUGGUUGCAGUUCAUGGUAUUUGGGGUGAAAGAGUGGCACUGAUUGGCCGCAAACACGGCUACCAAGUUAUUCAAUUACCAGUUUCACGGGUCGGGUGUGUACUUGAGUUGAGCCAAAUUGAAGCUGCUAUAGAAAAGCACCGGCCAAAACUGUUAUACGUGUGCCACGGCGACUCCAGCACUGGUACUCUGCAGCCAAUGGACGGUAUUGGACGAGUGUGCCAUCAAUAUGACUGUCUAUUGCUGGUCGACGCAGUUGUAUCGCUAUGUUGUGCACCAAUAUAUAUGGAUCACCAGGAAAUCGAUGCCAUUUAUAGUGGCGGUCAAAAAGCACUGUCCGGUCCGCCGGGAGUUUCCAUACUAUCGCUGAGUCCACGAGCGGUACAUCGGCUCAAAAAUCGUACCCAUGAUGUCGACUCAUAUUAUAUGGACAUUAAUUGGUUGGCCAAAGCCUGGGGCUUAGAUCCGGAUAACAAUCACCAGUAUAUCUAUCACUACACACCGGCCAUAUCGCUUAUGUAUGGUCUUCGAGAGGCUCUGUCACUGGUAGCCGAAGAAGGACUGGCAAAUGUUAUUCAACGACACCGUAAAUGUAGUCAAUUAGUUCAGCAGCGCAUCAGUGCACAGGGACUGGAGUUUUUAGUCACUGAACCCGAUCAUCGACUGCCGGCUAUUAUGUCGGUAAUCGUACCCAAAGAUAUUAACGUAGAAAAAGUGGCCCAAAAUUUGCUCGACUACUAUAACAUUACAAUUGCGGGCGGUUUGGGUCCUACGGCAGGCCGUAUCUGGCGAUUAGGUUUUCUCGGUGUUAACGCUACCGAAGCAUCAGUUGAACUGUUGUGUCGGGCAUUCAAUGAAGCUAUUGCUGAGCAACGGACUAGUGGUGAAAGUUCAAAAUUAUAAGCUACCAGUGCUUAUACAGUACAGUAUAUCAAGCUUAAUGUCUUAACAAAUAUAAUAAUAUUUUUA